This is a messenger RNA of Lynx canadensis (Canada lynx), 3313 nucleotides long. It is a transcript of the gene RUSC1, whose product is annotated as RUN and SH3 domain containing 1. The transcript has 10 exons. The record is from RefSeq and is a predicted model, not a curated record. Gene Ontology annotation, molecular function: protein binding. The coding region runs from base 148 to 2871 and encodes 907 amino acids. Gene Ontology annotation, cellular component: cytoplasmic vesicle. NCBI's taxonomy places the organism in Eukaryota, Metazoa, Chordata, Mammalia, Carnivora, Felidae.
CGGCGGGGACCUUGGGAGCCGAGGAGGAGCCCGCUGCAGCGGCUGCGGGAGGAGGCCCCUGGUCUGCGUCUGCCGUUGCCAGGUAGGCGGGUGUGAGAGGCCCGAUCCUCCUGAUUGUCGAGAGGCCAUCCCGUCGCCGGCGGCACAAUGCUGUCCCCUCAGAGGGCUUUACUUUGCAACCUCAACCACAUCCACCUCCAGCAUGUCUCUCUGGGCCUGCACCUGUCCCGCCGUCCUGAGCUACGGGAGGGGCCCUUGAGCACGUCCCCUCCCCCAGGGGACACCGGGGGCAAGGAGAGCCGGGGCCCCUGCAGCGGGGCCCUGGUGGAUGCCAAUUCCAACAGCCCAGCCGUGCCCUGCCGCUGCUGCCAGGAGCACGGGCCAGGCUUGGAAAACCGGCAGGACCCGGCCCAGGAGGAAGAGGGGGCUGCCUCCCCCUCAGACCCGGGCUGCUCCUCCUCGCUCAGCUCCUGCUCAGAUCUUAGCCCUGACGAGACCCCCGUCUCCGUGUACUCGCGGGGCCUCCCUGGCGACGAGCAUGUCCGCCCUCAGCCCAGCAUCACCCCCCUGGAGCAGGGCUCCCCACUGGCUUCCGCAGGCCCUGGCGCCUGCUCCCCGGACAGCUUCUGCUGCUCGCCCGAUUCCUGCUCCGGAGCGUCCUCCCCUCCUGGCCCUGGCCUGGACUCCAACUGCAACGCCCUGACCGCCUGCCUGGAGCCCCCCUCCCCGGGGCUGGAGGAAGAGGACGAGGGUGGGGAGCAGGACCUCCCUGCCUCCGAGCUCCCGGAGGCGGAUGAUGAUGAUGGGAAAACCGACGCUGGGAAGACGGAACCCAGCUGGAAAAUCAACCCUAUCUGGAAAAUUGACACGGAGAAAGCGGAAGCCGGCUGGAGAAUCGCGGAGAACAAUAACUCUAGCUGCAAAAUCAGUGGGCAUAGUAACUCCAGCUGGAAAACGGAACCCGGACAACUCGACUCCGGGCGCAAAACCGCCUCGGGGGCAGCCGACCCCGGCUGGAAAGCAGACGCGGGGAGAGCCGAGGCGGGGUGCAGGCGUGACGUCAGCGAGGAGCCGGCGGCUCGCCGGACCGUCACGUCUUUCCACGAGCUGGCCCAGAAGCGCAAGCGGGGCCCGGGGCUGCCCCUCGCGCCGCAGGUCAAGAAGGACCGCAGCGACUGGCUCAUAGUCUUCUCGCCCGACAGCGAGCUGCCCCCCAGCGGCUCCCUGGGCGGCUCGCCGGCGCCGCCGCGGGAGGUCACCACCUUCAAGGAGCUGCGGUCCCGGAGCCGCGCCCCGCCCCCGCCGCUGCCGCCCCGCGACCCCCCGGCUGGCUGGGCCCUGGUGCCGUCCCGGCCCCCGCCCCCGCCGGUCCCGCCGCGGAGGAGGAAGAACCGGCCCGGGCUGCAGCCCAUCGCCGAGCGGCCGCCCGAGGAGGGCAGGCCGGGCAGCCCCGCGGCUGGAGAGCAGGCCCCGGCCGCCCGGGAGCCCGAGGAGCCGGGCGCGCAGGCCGGCCGUGCGGCCCGGAGCUCCUGGUCGUUCGCCGGCGCCCCCGGGGCCCAGCGACGGUGGAUGGCAGAAACCCAGGGUGGGGCCGGCCAGCUGCAGGAGCAGAAGAAAGGGCUCCUGAUAGCCGUCAGCGCCUCGGUGGAUAAGAUCAUCUCGCAUUUUGGGGCCGCCCGGAACUUGGUUCAGAAGGCGCAGCUGGGGGACAGCCGGCUGAGCCCGGACGUGGGGCACCUGGUGCUGACCACCCUCUGCCCGGCCCUCCACGCCCUGGUGGCCGACGGGCUGAAGCCUUUCCGGAAGGACCUCAUCACCGGGCAGCGCCGGAGCAGCCCCUGGAGCGUGGUGGAGGCGUCGGUGAAGCCAGGCUCCGGCACCCGCUCGCUGGGGACCCUGUACAGCCAGGUCAGCCGUCUGGCCCCGCUGAGCAGCAGCCGCAGCCGCUUCCACGCCUUCAUCCUGGGCCUCCUCAACACGAAGCAGUUGGAGCUGUGGUUUUCCAGCCUCCAGGAAGACGCAGGCCUGCUGUCCCUCCUGUAUCUGCCCACCGGCUUCUUCUCCUUGGCCCGCGGCGGCUGCCCCGCGCUGACCACCGAGCUGCUCCUGCUGCUGCAGCCGCUGUCCGUGCUCACUUUCCACCUGGACCUGCUCUUCGAACACCACCACCACCUGCCCCUGGGCCCGCCUCCCGCCGCCCCCGCCCCGGGCUCGCCUCCGGCCCUGCAGCACACCGUGCGGGCCGUGCUGCACUGGGGGGGGCGGCUGGCCCAGAGCCUUCGGGGGGCUUCCGGGGAGACGCCUCCAGGCCCUUCAGCUCCCGCGAGCCCCCCCGCACCCGGCGGCUGGUGGGAGCAGCUGACCCAGGCCUCCCGGGUCUACGCGUCCGGGAGCGGCGAGGGCUUCCCUCUCCCCCGGUGGAGGUCCUGGCGUCCCUCCGGCACCGCCGAAGGAGCCCAGGACGGGCCCCUGCCCGCGGAGGAAGCGGCACCAGGCAGAGGCGUGUGGCUGGGGAGACUGUUUGGGGUGCCGGGGGGCGUCACAGAAGCCGACGGUGGAGCCUUGAAGUCCAGGAGACCGUCCAGCUGGCUGCCGCCGACAGUGAGCGUGUUGGCUCUGGUGAGGCGGGCGCCACCUCCCGAGACUCUGUCUUCCCCCGAGGAGCCUGAGGCCGCAGCCCCGAGCGCCCCGCAGACCCACAGGGCAGUGCGCGCGCUCUGUGACCACACGGCCGCGGGACCCGGUCAGCUGAGCUUCCGGCGCGGGGAGGUGCUGCGAGUCCUGGGCACCGUGGACGAGGACUGGCUCCGCUGUGGGCGCGAUGGCGCCGAGGGGCUGGUGCCCGUGGGGUACACGUCUCUGGUCCUCUAGGCCGAGGGCCUUUCCAGCCGCGUCGCCCCCCCGGGAACGGUGACCUGUGCAGGCGCCGCAGAAGCAUUGGCCUGUCUGCAAUACGACCUGUCCCCCCCCAGCCCCCCGCGUCCGUGUCUGCCGAUGUGAGAUCCGCUCUCCUUCCUCCCCGUCCCGCCGGUGAAACCUGCUCGUCUUCUAAGUACGAAAGGAAUUUCCCUCCACCUCCCUCCUCUUCCCACCUGCGUAAGGAACCGUUUCCCUUCCCAGCCGCACCUCUGCCUUCGUCGUCUGCGAGCGGACCGUCCCCACACUGGAAGGGCCUGGUCUCCUUCCUGCGCAUGGACACCUCGCAGCGCCCACGUUGCUUGUAUUUAUUCUGUGCUCCGACCCCCCUGCUGGGUGGGCCCGUGGUGCCGGUCCGCCCGCCCCUCCUUUGUCCCAAUAAAGUGUGGGCGCUGAA